Lymnaea stagnalis (great pond snail) is the source of this 18744-nucleotide messenger RNA. NCBI's taxonomy places the organism in Eukaryota, Metazoa, Mollusca, Gastropoda, Lymnaeidae. The record is from the annotation of a GenBank genome assembly.
CCGUGCUCGUGGCAGAUAUUGAACAUAUGAACAGAACAUAUGUGUUGAUGUGUGUGUGGCUAGACAUUACGGAGUCAAGUUCGAAAUAUAUGUGUGUUACAGUGUGAAACAUUACCAAGUCAAGAUGUAAACAUAUGUGUGUAGGUAACCUAUGCUCAGGUCAGCCAGGUAACAUAUUGUGUAAGUGUGUAGCUAACCUAUGCUCAGGUCAGCCAGGUAACAUAUUGUGUAUGUGUGUAGUUAACUUAUGCUCAGGUCAGCCAGGAGCAUAUUGUGUAUGUGUGUAGUUAACCUAUGCUCAGGUCAGCGAGGAACAUAUUGUGUAUGUGUGUAGCUAACCUAUGCUCAGGUCAGCCAGGUAACAUAUUGUGUAUGUGUGUAGUUAACCUAACCUAUGCUCAGGUCAGCCAGGUAAGAUAUUGUGUAUGUGUGUAGCUAACCUAUGCUCAGGUCAGCCAGGUAACAUAUUGUGUAUGUGUGUAGUUAACCUAUGCUCAGGUCAGCCAGGUAACAUAUUGUGUGUGUGUGUGUAGUUAACUUAUGCUCAGGUCAGCCAGGAGCAUAUUGUGUAUGUGUGUAGUUAACCUAUGCUCAGGUCAGCGAGGAACAUAUUGUGUAUGUGUGUAGCUAACCUAUGCUCAGGUCAGCCAGGUAACAUAUUGUGUAUGUGUGUAGUUAACCUAACCUAUGCUCAGGUCAGCCAGGUAAGAUAUUGUGUAUGUGUGUAGCUAACCUAUGCUCAGGUCAGCCAGGUAACAUAUUGUGUAUGUGUGUAGCUAACCUAUGCUCAGGUCAGCCAGGUAACAUAUUGUGUAUGUGUGUAGUUAACCUAUGCUCAGGUCAGCUCGUUAACAUAUUGUGUGUGUGUGUGUAGCUAACUUAUGCUCAGGUCAGCCAGGUAACAUAUUGUGUAUGUGUGUAGCUAACCUAUGCUCAGGUCAGCCAGGUAACAUAUUGUGUAUGUGUGUAGCUAACUUAUGCUCAGGUCAGCCAGGUAACAUAUUGUGUAUGUGUGUAGUUAACCUUUGCUCAGGUCAGCCAGGUAACAUUGUGUAUGUGUGCAGCUAACCUAUGCUAUGGUCAGGCAUGUAACAUAUUACUGUAUAUAUGUGUAUCCAGCCUAUGCUCGGGUCAGCAAAAGGACAUAUUGUUCAUCUGUAAGAGUCGGGUUCCGUUUUUGUGUUAGUAGGAAAUAUAUUUUUUAAAGAGAUGCAUUAUAUCCAAGUCAGUUAGUCUUGAAACAUACGGCAUAUAUGUAUAUCGCAUCCAGAAAAAUGAUAGAAAGAAAUUUCGUCGACGGUAAUUUGAUCGAACGGAAAUUUGGUGGUAUCUUUUUUUUUUUCUUCAGUUUUUUCGUUAAAGUUUUGCUUCAAAUGUCCUUUUGAUUGCAGUAUUUUGUUAGACUAUAGAGUAGAGUGCGUUCAAAAAGAAAUUUGACGAAAAUUUUAAAGUGUGAACUGAAAAAAAGAUUUGACCAAAUUUCCGUUCGAUCAAAUUUCCGUCGAUCAAUUUACCGUCGACGAAAUUUCUUUCCAUCAAAUUUCCGUUAACCAUAUGUAUUUAGCUUACCAUAACCAAGUCAGGGUCGUUUCAGUAACAACUACACAUUGUUAGUCAACCACUGGAGCUCGGUGCGUUCAGUAAUGAUCGCAAUUUGAAUUUUAUUGGUUUGGAUUUUAAUUGAAAUAAAAUAAAAAAUAAUUUAAUGUUUCUAAACAUAAGCGGUUCAGUUAGAAAUACGGUGACGCACUGGAAAAGAGGAAAAUACAUUCUUCUGUAGCAAUAAUAGUUCACCUGGAUUGAUGUAACUAAGAGAGGCGUAAUGAAAACAACGGGGAAACACACAUUUGUAUUGGGUGUAUUUUCAUAUGUUAUGCUAAUCGAAAAGACGAUACCAAAUGGCGCAUCAGUCGCCGAUACUUCUCUUAAGCAAUGUGCCGUAUUAGAUUUUAGGGUGAUACACACUUCUCAUUCUGUUUGCGACACAAGUUUCUGCCACUGGAUCAAAAAAGAGUCGACGACAUUGUGUUGUUGUUGAAUUUGUCACGCAUUCAUACAAAUCUAGCCAUGUGCGUGAAAGAAUUGGGGGGGGGGGGGGGGAGAGAUAUUUUUAUAAUUAAAAAAAGAUCACUUUGGUUUACAAAUAAUUUGUUUUCGUUUUGCAGUUGGGUUUGAGCUCAACUAUAAGUCUCUCUGGUGCAAUGAUGUGCCACAUUCGUCAAACAUUAGCGGUUCGUACUCGGUGACGUUGAAGUUCGUUUCGUGUUCGGUCGUCAGCAGGGUUUGAGUUCCGUGUGUUCGGUUUGAUUCCCAUCUCUGUAGCUAUGCUCCCACCCCUACAGUUGUGGUUCUAAACCUGUGCUCCCACCCCUACAGUUGUGGUUCUAAACCUGUGCUCCCACCCCUACAGUUGUGGUUCUAAACCUGUGCUCCCACCCCUACAGUUGUGGUUCUAAACCUGUGCUCCCACCCCUACAGUUGUGGUUCUAAACCUGUGCUCCCACCCCUACAGUUGUGGUUCUAAACCUGUGCUCCCACCCCUAUAGAUAGGAAUUUUUAUGUCCAUAGGACUAUUUUAAUAGAUAAUUUUAUAUAGAUAGGACUUUUCAUGUCCAUAGGACUUUUUUGAUAAGUCAUUUCAUAGAUAGGACUUUUCAUGUCCUUGGACGUUCUAUUGUGAUAGGUCGUUUCAUAGAGAUAGGACGUUUGAUUUGAUGAGUACAAAUCUGUUCUAUCAGUACGGUCGUCUGUUUAAGACAAUAUAUGUAAUUGAUAGGAGUACUCCCUCCAUCGCAUCCCAACAACACUUGACUCAGCAACAGAACGAGCUCUUCACAUACGGUUGUUUGCUGGAUACACCGGCCCGUAAUAGACGCGUGACGCCAACAGGUCCCCCGUAUGACAUCAAAGAUAGAUUAACUGAAAUCAGGGUCACAAUUGUCUCCCAGUCUGGGCCACCCACGUCUUUCUGAUGACGUGCUUGGCUUUGUUUGGAAACAUCAGCAGGGGAAGACAACUAUCAACUCAAGAAAUCAAUAAGAUGCGGGCGGGAGCCAAAACUUAACGAAAAACAAAAAACGUUUGUGUUCACUAGGUGGGUGUUUACGAUAUUAUUGGUGGUGCUAGCUCUUCAAGCGCAGACUGAAAACUAACUAAAGUCUCUUUCUGAUAGGGGCAGCUAUUAGUUCUAGGAUUGCAUGUUUUGUUCAUCUCCUUUUAUGUAUGGACUCAUUCUUCUUUUGUUAGGGUGGAUGGCGUGGUGUCUACCAUUGACAUUGACAUUUGAUAGUGUAAAUGCAAGAAAGGGUGGUAUCAAAGGGUGGGGGGGGGCUAAUUGAAUUGAUCUAAAUACAUGCUUUGUCAGGUGUGCAAAACUCCAUGUUUCAAACGAAUCAAUCAAUCUACUGUGGAGCCCCUCAUAACCAGCACCUCUCUCUCUCUCAUUGUCCUGACAUUCCUGUGUGAGCCGGGGCUUCCGCGCCGAGGCAUUAGUCCAGCGGUGCUCAAUCUGUGGGUCGUGACCCCUUUGGGGGUAGCGCGGCCCUUUCCCAAGGGUCGCCUUAGACUGUCUGAAAACACAUAUUCUUACAGCUAGGAAGUAGCAACGAAAAUAAUUAGGCUGCUGGGGGGGGGGGAUCACCAAGACACGAGAAACUGUAUUAAAGGGUCGCGGCACUAGGAAGGUUGAGAACCAUUGCAUUAGUCUGUGUUUAGCACUCGGUCUGUUAGUGUCUUGUUUUAGUGUGUGAUCACCAGUUUCUACGAAUUUUGUAUUCAGACAGCAUUCGUAAUGUUUUUAUGUGCAAAGUGUAAUAACCUGUGCUAAAAUGUCUUCGAAAAAAAAAACCACAAGAAGACAAUCCUAAAAGAGAAAAAAUAACUGUUGAAAUGAAACGUACGAUCACUGAAAAGCGAGAACAAGAUGUGAGCGUGGCUAGUCGUGCUACACAUUUAUUCCAUGAUAAUGCUGUGACACAUUUUCGUCACAUUUGGAAGCGUCGGCAAAAACCAAUGUCUUUCGACAGUUCUCUAGUUAACAAGGAUGAAUUAGUUGGUCAUAAAUUCAUAUAUUUACUUACGUUUUUUGUUUCAGAUCUAAAGUGUAUUCCAAGUUGUUCCACUCCUUAACAAUUCAUAAGUCAUUUGAUUGGAAGAAAUGGUCAUAAUUUUUUGUGUGAAAAAUUCGUAUUUUUUCAGCAUGGAACGCAUGAUCGUAUUUUACAUUGAUUUGUAUGGGAAAAAUUGUUUCGUUUAACGAGUGUUUCGCUUAACGAGUAAGAGUCUGGAACGAAUUAAACUCGUUAUGAGAGGUUCCACUGUAUUUUUGAGUAAUUUAAUUUCGAACAAGUUUCCUUCAAACAAAAUUACAGCUGCGGACUACAUCAUCUCUUUUCAACGUCUAUAUCAUCUCUUUUCAACACAAACAUUAUCUAUUUCACCAUACAUUAUCUCUUUUCAACACAUACAUUAUCUCUUUUCAACACAAACAUAAUCUAUUUCACCAUACAUUAUCUCUUUUCAACACAUACAUUAUCUCUUUUCCACACAAACAUUAUCUAUUUCACCAUACAUUAUCUCUUUUCAACACAUACAUUAUCUCUUUUCAACACCUACAUUAUCUCUUUUCAACACCUACAUUAUCUCUUUUCAACACAUACAUUAUCUCUUUUCAACACAUACAUUAUCUCUUUUCAACACAUACAUUAUCUCUUUUCAACACAUACAUUAUCUCUUUUCAACACAUACAUUAUCUCUUUUCAACACCUACAUUAUCUCUUUUCAACACCUACAUUAUCUCUUUUCAACACAUACAUUAUCUCUUUUCAACACAUACAUUAUGUCUUUUCAACACAUACAUUAUCUCUUUUCAACACAUACAUUAUCUCUUUUCAACACCUACAUUAUCUCUUUUCAACACACCUACAUUAUCUCUUUUCAACACCUACAUUAUCUCUUUUCAACACAUACAUUAUCUCUUUUCAACACAUACAUUAUCUCUUUUCAACACAAACAUCUCUUUUCAACACAUACAUUAUCUCUUUUUAAUGCUAUAUCUCUAUCCCAUCAAAUGUGACCUAUCCUAUUCGGCUAUCACAACAUUUCCAUCAAAUGUGAACUAUCCUAUUUGGCCAUCACAACAUUCCCAUCAAAUGUGACCUAUCCUAUUUGGCCAUCCCAACGUUUCCAUCAAAUGUGACCUAUGUGUCCCAGCACCAAGUCUUAGAAUGUAUUGUUGAUGUCAACACUCCAUUGGCCGGAUACGAUGAGAUAACCGUGUCUUAAACUGGAACAUAUGACGUAGUGUCGUUGACGCUCGUAGCAUCCCCCCAUCGCCCCUUUCCGCUUACCUCCGUGCCCUAUGUCAUCGCUCUGGCAUGACGUGUGCACCUAGGAGACCCCCCCCCCCAAGGCCAGCCGAUCCCAGUGGUCAGAAAUAGCCGGCCGAUCAAUGAAAGCUCCACGCUCGUAGCAUCCCCCCAUCGCCCCUUUCCGCUUACCUCCGUGCCCUAUGUCAUCGCUCUGGCAUGACGUGUGCACCUAGGAGACCCCCCCCCCCCAAGGCCAGCCGAUCCCAGUGGUCAGAAAUAGCCGGCCGAUCAAUGAAAGCUCCGCUAAUAAUGGCGCCGCCGUAAUCGGAGCGAGUAUUUGUGGCGUCUAUGACGUAGGAGCUGUUCACCUCAUUCACUAAGAUAAUAACACUCUCGAUUGGCUAAAUUCCCCCCCCCCCAACCAACCAACCCCCUUUUUUUUAAACGAAAAGAAAGGCUCAUCUUGAUCGCGCGCGAACGUAACAACACAAAUCUAUUUAUAGAGGGGGAGAAGAGAGUAUUUUUGUUAUUUAUCUAACGAAAUAAAUGUCUCCCGCGAUGGUGAUCUGUACAGAACAACAAAAACUGCAUGGUGUGAAACUUGAUCAGAUAAUAGAGCGUCUUGUUCAUGCUUUGGUGUCGGUUGGCAAGGUUCUUGUCAGGGAGUGCGGUCACUGGAGUUCAAGGUUUAGGGUUGACAUUAGGGUUGUAACCAUGGGAUCUUAGGGUUGACAUUAGGCAAGGGGAUUUUAGGGUUGACAUUAGGAAAGGGGAUCUUAGGGUUGACAUUAGGAAAGGGGAUCUUAGGGUUGACAUUAGGCAAGGGGAUCUUAGGGUUGACAUUAGGCAAGGGGAUCUUAGCGUUGACAUUAGGCAAGGGGAUCUUAGCGUUGACAUUAGGCAAGGGGAUCUUAGCGUUGACAUUAGCCAAGGGGAUCUUUUAGGGUUGACAUUAGACAAGGGGAUCUUAGGGUUGACAUUAGGCAAGGGGAUCUUAGGGUUGACAUUAAGCUAUGGGGAUCUUAGGGUUGACAUUAGGCAACGGGAUCUUAGUAUUGACAUUAGGCAACGGGAUCUUAGUAUUGACAUCAUGGAUCUUACAGUUAACAUUAGGGGAUCUUAAUCUUAGGGUUGAAAUUAGGGGAUCUUAGGGUUGACAUUAGGCUAGAGAGUCGUAUGGUUGCCACUGGGGAAUCUUAGGACUUUCCAGCGAUCCGCAACGUUUGUAUGGGUGCAACCCCAUCGAAAACUACUUUGAUUAUGAAGACCGUCCUGUCAGGGACAAUGUGACAUGUCUGCUGUGACAUGUCUGCGUCCUGAUCUUAUAAUGUGACAUGUCCGCGUGCUGAUCUUAAAAUGUGACAUGUCUGCGUGCUGAUCUUACAAUGUGACAUGGCUGCGUGCUUAUCUUGCAAUGUGACAUGUCUGCGUGCUGAUCUUACAAUGUGACAUGUCUGCGUGCUGAUCUUACAAUGUGACAUGUCUGCGUGCUGAUCGUACAAUGUGACAUGUCUGCGUGCUGAUCUUACUAUGUGACAUGUCUGCGUGCUUAUCUUACAAUGUGACAUGUCUGCGUGCUGAUCUUACAAUGGGACAUGUCCGCGUGCUGAUCUUACAAUGUGACAUGUCCGCGUGCUGAUCUUACAAUGUGACAUGUCUGCGUGCUGAUCGUACAAUGUGACAUGUCUGCGUGCUGAUCUUACAAUGUGACAUGUCCGCGUGCUGAUCUUACAAUGUGACAUGUCGCGUGCUGAUCUUACAAUGUGACAUGUCUGCGUGCUGAUCGUACAAUGUGACAUGGCUGCGUGGAUAUCUUACAAUGUGACAUGUCUGCGUGCUUAUAUUACAAUGUGACAUGUCUGCGUGCUGAUCUUACAAUGUGACAUGAAGCAGAAUCACUUGUAUCACAAAUAUACGUUUGGUUUAAUGAUGAUAUCAGAUAAAUGUCUGGUAUGAUGUUGUAGGCAGUGUAAAUGUCAGGCAAGCCAUGCAGGACAGCCAUGUGGAACUGUCUACUAUAGUUUCACUCAUGAAGAAUGGCACUGAUUAUUCAAUCGAUUAUCACACAUAUAUUUGAUAUUUGGACAUGUGCAUCAGAUACGGUAAUCCACUAAGUCAGGUCUGCACAACAUACGGCCCGCAGGCCGCAUGUGGCCCGCCAGCACCCACUUUAUGGCCCGCGAGGUAUCGAUAAACUCGUUAUUCUUACUAUUUUCUUCAUGACUUUCCCCUUGACCUAUAUUUUUUUGGCCCGCACAAGUCCUGUCCUAUUUUCCUUUGGCCCGCACACGUUUUUCAUAAUGCUUUAUGGCCAAUGUUCACUUUAAGCUCACAGACGCCGCGCAGCUAAUUUCCACUUAAGUGUGUGUUUGUGACUGAAGGCUGUAAAAUUUUGCGCACAAAAAAUUGAUGCUGUAAAAAUGUGUACACAACUUUAUGAUUUUGCACACGAACCAGCAAACCUUGAUUACGGCCCGCCUUACAUUUUGAGUUGUGCAGCCCUGCACUAAGUGCUUGUCAUUGUAUGAACUUGCAAGAGACUUCAUUGACUUUUUUGUUGUUUUGUAUCCAUAGGUUUGGAUGGACAGUCCUUAUACUGCACUGAAGUUCUUCCAAGUUCGUCCCCUCCCAGUCAACCAAUCACAGUUGAGGGGGGUGGGACCAAUAGGCGUGGCCAAGUGUCUGUCAAUGGAGGAGCCAACAGUCAGCCUGUCCAAUAUACAAUUAUCAUUGCAGACCCUCAACUUCAACAAAACGGCAGCAGCAGCAGAAGCAUUACAUCCGGUGCUACAAAUAUUCUGCUAAAUACCUUGGUACAGCAGCAACAGCUACAGCAGCAGCAGCAACAGCUGCAGCAUCACCUGGUGUCCAUAUCGAAAGCUAAUAGCACCUUGAACAACUUGAUCGCCAGCAGUAAUGCUAGUGUAUUUGUGAACAGCAACAAUCUCAAUGGCAGCUAUAAAUGUAGCAACUUGUUGAGCACCGGCGUCGUCACUGGCAACAGCAACAACGUCUCUGGCAACAGCAACAACGUCUCUGGCAGCAACAACAACACAUCAGCAUUCCCCGCAAAUCUCAUUGCAAACAGCCUCAACAACAACAAUGUUGACGGCAAGAGCAUAAGCAUCAGUCUGCCCCACAACAGCAAACUUCCUGCAGCCGUGUUUGACAGCGGGAGUGCCGAAGGCGGUAUCUUGAUCUUCAACUACACAGACUCUGGUGAUGCCGGCACUGCCACUUUAGCCAAUAUCAACCAGUUGGUCAGCGUGCACGGUCAUGACUUUGUAGCCGAGGGCUCGAAUCCCGCCCCUAAGGCUGUUAGCGAUAAGGCCUCGGUGAUUAGUACAGACAAUUGGGGCACUAAACAGAGUCAUUCCUAUGUAGCUAAACCUGACACCUAUCAGUUGAGUAGUGGGAUCAGGCUUGAUGCUAGAAGUUCUGCUGUUUAUAAUGGACCAGUUAUAGAGAAGGAGGGUGCAGACUACCAGAGAGGCAGCACCAACGGCACUUCACACCUCUCUCCACCUGUGCAAUCAGGGGAGCGGCAGUUGCAGGAAGUGAGUUCAGCCAGCGAAAGGUUGUCAGGGGGCAUGCACAGUGGGCGAAUCGGAGGAGCAGGGUCAGGUCAAGGUCACAGUAAUCACCAACAGCAGCAGCGCCAAAGCCCCAACGGCACCCCUACAUCGUCUGCCGCAGCUUCCAGCCAAAGCACCAUGUUAUCUGCUGGGCAGCCGGCGGUGCCCUCCUCGGCCAUUUUCAGGACAGGGGCGGACAACUCGUCACCUCCACACCGGCUCUCAGGUUCUAAUGUGUCGGGCUACACCGCUGCCCAGUACUCCACCAUCUACGGUAUGCACGGCCAGGCGCCGGCUCACCUCACGAACAUGCAACCCUAUUCCACGUUUUUCCCAGCCUUCGGGGGCUCCGGGACGUCCAGUCACGUGUUCUCACAUGGUUCUCUCAUGACAGCCGCCCCACAAAGCCAUUAUCCCGUCAUUGAGUCUUAUUCUGCCAUGCUGGCCAGCAUGGGCAGUCAAGUGCAACAUCGGGGCGUGCAAGGAGCAGACAGGUGGGUGGCUGGAUUUAUCAACUCAAACUAGUUGUCAAUUAAUGAAUUUUUGUAUAAAAGACUAAUUUUGAUAUAGGAUUCAGGUUGGCUACCUCAAAUUGAUGAAAUGUCUAAAUCAGCUGUUCUAUUUAAUCAAGUUUUUUUUUUUUUUUAGAAAUGCUUUGGUUUGAUUCCAGCCUGUUACUGUGACAGUUUUUAUGACAAUGUUGUCAUUAUUUUUUUAUUCAUUUAGAUUAUCUUGACAGCACACUUCUGCUGUUCAGUUUAAAAAAAUAACUUCAAAUAAAGGGGCUCGCGAUGAGUGCUGGAGUCAGUAAGUGCACCCCUCCUGAUUGGACUGUCAAUGAUGGACUGUGAAUGUGCUGUCAAUGAUGGACUGUGAAUGUACUGUCAAUGAUGGACUGUCAAUGAUGGACUGUGAAUGGACUGUCAAUGAUGGACUGUGAAUGGACUGUCAAUGAUGGACUGUGAAUGGACUGUCAAUGAUGGACUGUGAAUGGACUGUCAAUGAUGGACUGUGAAUGGACUGUCAAUGAUGGACUGUCAAUGUACUGUCAAUGAUGGACUGUGAAUGUACUGUCAAUGAUGGACUGUGAAUGUACUGUCAAUGAUGGACUGUGAAUGUGCUGUCAAUGAUGGACUGUGAAUGUACUGUCAAUGAUGGACUGGGAAUGUGCUGUCAAUGAUGGACUGUGAAUGUACUGUCAAUGAUGGACUGUGAAUGUACUGUCAAUGAUGGACUGUGAAUGUGCUGUCAAUGGUGGACUAGGAAUGUACUGUCAAUGAUGGACUGUGAAUGUACUGUCAAUGAUGGACUGUGAAUGUACUGUCAAUGAAAGACUGAAUGUACUGUCAGUGAUGGACUGUGAAUGGACGGUCAAUGAAGGACUGAAUGUACUGUCAGUGAUGGACUGUGAAUGUACUGUCAAUGAAAGACUGAAUGUACUGUCAGUGAUGGACUGUGAAUGGACGGUCAAUGAAGGACUGAAUGUACUGUCAAUGGAAGACUGAAUGUACUGUCAAUGAAGGACUGAAUUUACUGUCAAUGGAGGACUGAAUGUACUGUCAGUGAUGGACUGUGAAUGGACUGUCAAUGAAGGACUGAAUAUACUGUCAAUGAAGGACUGAAUGUACUGUCAGUGAUGGACUGUGAAUGGACGGUCAAUGAAUGACUGAAUGUACUGUCAGUGAUGGACUGUGAAUGGAUGGUCAAUGAAGGACUGAAUGUACUGUCAGUGAUGGACUGUGAAUGGACUGUCAAUGAAGGACUGAAUGUACUGUCAAUGAAGGACUGAAUGUACUGUCAGUGAUGGACUGUGAAUGUACUGUCAGUGAAGGACUGAAUGUACUGUCAGUGAUGGACUGUGAAUGUUCUGUCAAUGAAGGACUGAAUGUACUGUCAGUGAUGGACUGUGAAUGGAUUGUCAAUGAAGGACUGAAUCUACUGUCAGUGAUAGACUGUGAAUGGACGGUCAAUGAAGGACUGAAUGUACUGUCAAUGAAAGACUGAAUGUUAUGUCAAUGAGGGACUGUGAAUGAGCUGUCAAUGAGGGACUUUGAAUGGACAGUCAAUGAUGGACUGUGAAUAGACAGUCAAUGAUGGACUGUGAAUAGACAGUCAAUGAAGGACUGUGAAUGGACUGUCAAUGUGGGACUGUGAUCUAGACUGUCAAUGAGGGACUGUAAAUGGUCUGUCAAUGAAGGCAUGGCACUGAAGGAGUGUGAAUGGACUGUCAAUGAAGGUGUGACAAUGAAGGAGUGUGAAUGGACUGUCAAUAAAGGCAUGACACUAAAGGAGUGUGAAUGGGUUGUCAAUGAAGGUGUAACAAUGAAGGAGUGUGAAUGGACUGUCAAUAAAGGCAUGACACUAAAGGAGUGUAAAUGGACUGUCAAUGCACUGUCAAUGAGGCACUGUGAAUGGACUGUCAAUGAGGGACUGUGAUUGCACUGUCAAUGAGGCACUGUGAAUGGACUGUCAAUGAGGGACUGUGAAUGGACUCGAUGAAAGACUGAAUAGACUGGCAAUGAUUCACUGUGAAUGGGUCGAGAAUGCCAUUCCAGGAUUCGCUUCGUAAGCCAUUUGAUGAAGUGUCCACAGCUGCUCUAUCUUGUCGAUGGAAGGAUGCCAUACAGAUCCAUAUUGUCAAGUUUAGCCUCAUUUGAACAAAGAGUAACAUGACAGGAAUGAAUUGUUGUAUAGAUAAACUGAAGGAAUGAAUUGUUGUAUAGAUAAACUGAAGGAAUGAAGUGUUGUAUAGAUAAACAGAAGGAAUGAAUUGUUGUAUAGAUAAACUGAAGGAAUGAAGUGUUGUAUAGAUAAACUGAAGGAAUGAAGUGUUGUAUAGAUAAACUGAAGGAAUGAAUUGUUGUAUAGAUAAACUGAAGGAAUUAAUUGUUGUAUAGAUAAACUGAAGGAACGAAUUGUUGUAUAGAUAAACUGAAGGAAUGAAGUGUUGUAUAGAUAAACAGAAGGAAUGAAUUGUUGUAUAGAUAAACUGAAGGAAUGAAGUGUUGUAUAGAUAAACUGAAGGAAUGAAUUGUUGUAUAGAUAAACUGAAGGAAUGAAUUGUUGUAUAGAUAAACUGAAGGAACGAAUUGUUGUAUAGAUACACUGAAGGAAUGAAUUGUUGUAAAGAUAAACUGAAGGAAUGAAUUGUAUAGAUAAACUGAAGGAAUGAAUUGUUGUAUAGAUAAACUGAAGGAUGGAACUGCACCAACCUCCGGCCCCACCAUCAACAAUUGCACCACCAUCAGACUAUUUAUUUGUAAGGGCAUCUCUUGACCAUCGAUUAUAAUCCAUUUAGUACAUAAACAAAAAUAUAAACUUCAUUAAAACAUGAACUAAUUAUUUCUAAACAACGCUGCACGCAUGAGAGACUGCUAGCUUAACAUUGGCAAAGAAGUACCCAGGGGGCGGUCAGGAAGUUUGGCUGCUGAUAUUAAAAUCUAUAUAUGACAUAUUAUCUGAACUAAAAAGAUAAUAUAUAAAAAUUCUGAUUUCGGAAAAAGUAUUUUCCUACUGCACAAUGUUCCAUUUUGAAAGACAACAGGAAUAAGUGCUCUUGACAAAAUCUGCGCUAAGUUACAGUGCUUUUGUUUUCAAAGAUGUCAUACCUGGGCCCCAUUGACUAAUUUUUUACAGAUAUCAGAAUAAGUCAGGAACAAAUAUAACUUUUUGAUGCCCAUUGAAUCCUUUUUCACCUUGUCAAAUUAUGUACCCGGUAUUCAAGAUAAAAAAUUUUUUAAAAACUACUUCUUGAACAAAAAAAGCCCUUUCUGAAAAUGUGCUUAGAAGAAGUAUCCAAUAAAUGUCCCCUAAAACUUGAGAGUUAUUCCAUUUCAUGGGACUCAAAAGUUUCAGCUCAAACCAAUACCAUCAAUUGUUUCAGAAUUGAGAGGCAAGAUUUGACCUCAUAAACUAAAAAAUGGACGAAGCAACCUUAAAAAAGAGUGUAUAAAAUAGUUGAUUUUCCCUUUAUCUUUAGCUUGUAGUGGAGGUGUGUGGAGGGAUGUCAAUCUUGCCAUUGGCUUUAUGCUUUUGUGGACCUCAAUUAUAAAUGAAAAAAAUACAAAUUUUUCUUGAUUAUUUCUCAGCUCUAUAAUGUAUAGAGAUUUUAUAACUAAUUGGUUCAUUAUUAUUAUGUCAUAUUUAAGGAAUUCAUUCUUUAAUUAUAGUUUUCAGUAUUUUCAUCAUUUCCUUUCAACAGAUCGCCAAGAAUGCCAGCCGCACCAAGUGGGCCUGUCACCCAGCGCCCAUUCCUUCCCUCAACCCCUCACUUGGUCGCUCCUGGGACACAGUAUUCUGCAUCAUGUCGUCGCCUUUCGGGCAGCAACUCGCCCAGUCCCGGGGUCCAGACCUGUAGUCCUCAGACGACGCCGGCAGUAUCCUCUCACCACUUAGACAAAAUGGCCUCCAUAAAGGGAGGACACCAGGCGAGAGACAUUGAGGCUUCGAUGGACCUCAGAUUGUACGGGGACGUGUCAGGCAUACAUGAGGAAAAAUCCAGUCUUUCACCGUCAAGCCCUUACGGUGCCUCUGGCCAUGUCCCCAAGGUUUCGUUUGAUAAUGUUGUGAAAGAAUACGGAGGCAGAGAUUCACCUUCAGGUAGAGGAGACUUGUAUUACCGGACAUCUUUAAGUGGUAAAGAGGGCAGCUUGAAACACAGGAUCUUAACGAGACCCUCUGAUUCAGAGUUGCCAGACGAUAUGUCUAAAGUUAGCGGUGUUCAUGGUUUGAAAGAUGAACCCGCCAGCAAGCGACCUAAGGUGAGCAGUAUGAGUUUGGCACCCGUGUCGUAUGGUCAACAUGGAGACAGCCAGAGGCCCGGUGCCGGUCGUCACCAAACAUUAUCCCAUCCCGCUGCCCGUCACUCUCCCAUAAACAGUAACACUAAUCUGGCUGUAGAGAGUAGGGGGCCUAACAGCGGUCACCAUCCUGAUAAUGUGUCUGGACACCAGGGUGAGUCGCUCACCCCAUACCAGCACGGUGAUGACAGCAGAUACAAACCUCAAGCCUAUCACCACACGCCCUCACCAUCCUGGUCAUCUCCACCGAGUUCUCCUUCCUGUGAGAACCCAUCCUCACACCUUCAGUAUCCAUCGCACUUUAUGAAAGGUUCGAUCAUUCAGCUUGCGGAUGGGACGCUGAAACGCGUGGAGGAUCUGCAGACUGAUGAUUUUGUUAGCAGUGCUGAGAUUUCAUCAGAUCUCAAGGUAGACUCCAGCACUGUGGUAAGAAUAGAGGAGAACCAGGACAGGGGCACUGCAAUGCUCAGCUUUUCAGUGGGAGAGCACAGAGUUCAGGUAACAUGUCACAAUGUCAGACAACAUAAGAAUAAGAUGAUUUAUUUAAUACAAAAAUUCCUGAUACAUUAUAAAUUUUCAGCUAAAUUGAUGACACAAUGACAACAUUCUAUUUUAAGUUUAACAUAAUUUUCACACAUGAAAGCGACAUAUGGGGAAAUUUAACUUUCUGUUGUGCUGGAUGUUGUGACAGAAAAUGUCAUUUAGUAGAGUAUAAUUUUAAUAGUGAAGUUUGUUGUAGAUUAAAAUUUAGUUUUUAAAACAUUUUUUUUAAUUUAAGAACUGGGCUGGGGGAAGGGGUUUUGUUUAGUUUGACCUACUUCAUGGACGGCCCUAUCCAAUGUUGUCAAACCAGUCUCCCUAAAGAUCAAAUUAGUUUGACCUACUUCAUGGACGUCCCUAUCCAAUGUUGUCAAACCAGUCUCCCUAAAGAUCAAAUUAGUUUGACCUACUUCAUGGACGGCCCUAUCCAAUGUUGUCAAACCAGUCUCCCUAAAGAUCAAAUUAGUUUGACCUACUUCAUGGACGGCCCUAUCCAAUGUUGUCAAACCAGUCUCCCUAAAGAUCAAAUUAGUUUGACCUACUUCAUGGAAGGCCCUAUCCAAUGUUGUCAAACCAGUCUCCCUGGCACACAUACUUAAUAAGUAUUUUGCCCCAUCCAAAGGACUGGAAAGUUAAAUUUUGAUGUGAUGAGAUGGCAAAUCUUUCAGUCCUUAGUUUGAGGGAGAGAAGUCCUCAACAUCAUGUUGUCUUUCAAAAUAUGUAUAAUGUCAGAAUAGAUAGAGGGACGGGGAAGAGGUUUCUAGCAUUAAAUAACAAAAGAAGAGUGAGUGGAGUGUCAGCAGUGAAGUACAAAAGAAGAGUGAGUGGGGUGUCAGCAGUGAAGUACAAAAGGAGAGUGAGUGGGGUGUCAGCAGUGAAGUACAAAAGAAGAGUGAGUGGGGUGUAGGCAGUGAAGUACAAAAUGAGAGUGAGUGGGGUGUCAGCAGUGAAGUACAAAAUGAAAGUGAGUGGGGUGUCAGCAGUGAAGUACAAAAGGAGAGUGAGUGGGGUGUCAGCAGUGAAGUACAAAAGGAGAGUGAGUGGGGUGUCAGCAGUGAAGUACAAAAGGAGAGUGAGUGGGGUGUAGGCAGUGAAGUACAAAAGGAGAGUGAGUGGGGUGUCAGCAGUGAAGUACAAAAGGAGAGUGAGUGGGGUGUCAGCAGUGAAGUACAAAAGGAGAGUGAGUGGGGUGUCAGCAGUGAAGUACAAAAGGAGAGUGAGUGGGGUGUCAGCAGUGAAGUACAAAAGGAGAGUGAGUGGGGUGUCAGCAGUGAAGUACAAAAGGAGAGUGAGUGGGGUGUCAGCAGUGAAGUACAAAAGGAGAGUGAGUGGGGUGUCAGCAGUGAAGUACAAAAGGAGAGUGAGUGGGGUGUCAGCAGUGAAGUACAAAAUGAGAGUGAGUGGGGUGUCAGCAGUGAAGUACAAAAGGAGAGUGAGUGGGGUGUCAGCAGUGAAGUACAAAAGAAGAGUGAGUGGGGUGUAGGCAGUGAAGUACAAAAUUAGAGUGAGUGGGGUGUCAGCAGUGAAGUACAAAAGGAGAGUGAGUGGGGUGUCAGCAGUGAAGUACAAAAUGAGAGUGAGUGGGGUGUCAGCAGUGAAGUACAAAAUGAAAGUGAGUGGGGUGUCAGCAGUGAAGUACAAAAUGAGAGUGAGUGGGGUGUCAGCAGUGAAGUACAAAAUGAGAGUGAGUGGGGUGUCAGCAGUGAAGUACAAAAUGAGAGUGAGUGGGGUGUCAGCAGUGAAGUACAAAAUGAGAGUGAGUGGGGUGUCAGCAGUGAAGUACAAAAUGAGAGUGAGUGGGGUGUCAGCAGUGAAGUACAAAAUGAGAGUGAGUGGGGUGUCAGCAGUGAAGUACAAAUGGAGAGUGAGUGGGGUGUCAGCAGUGAAGUACAAAAUGAGAGUGAGUGGGAUGUCAGCAGUGAAGUACAAAAUGAGAGUGAGUGGGGUGUCAGCAGUGAAGUACAAAAUGAGAGUGAGUGGGGUGUCAGCAGUGAAGUACAAAAUGAGAGUGAGUGGGGUGUCAGCAGUGGAGUACAAAAGGAAGGAGGGGUGAAAAGGUGGGGGUUAUUUUUAUACAAUUUAAAUUAUUGAUUUUUUUUUUUUAAUUUGCCAUCCUUAUAAGCACAACAAAUAUUUUUAAAAAAUGAUUUUGAUGUUCAAUUUUAUAAAUAAAAGUCUUAUCACAGGGAUCUCAAAAUUUAUAUCACCAAAUGAGGUUGACAGUGAACAAAUAUGUAAACAUAACCAUGAUAGUGAUUAUAAGCCCUCUCCACUAUAUUGCCAUGAGCUCACAGAGCAGCUUUGGACAUUCUCUCAGAUAGAAACUUGUAGAACUCUUCAACUUUGAUGUCCAUACAUUUCCAUCCCAGUUAUUCUCAAUCUCUGCAAGUUCCAUAUGCAUGUCUUCACAAACUUUUGGACAUUGUCCCAAGCAAGUGGUAUUAAAAUUGCUUUUCAAAUAAUAAUCCACAUAUUCAAAAAUGAUAGUAAGUUGUAUUUUCAAGAUUCUGAUUUCAACUUUUGUCAAUGAAUUCAAUGUGGUUCAAUGUCCCCAAGUUCCCACCAAGUGAGAUUGACUUGAAUAACUUUGAAAGUUGAUGAUAUUAAGAUAAUCAGCAGGGUAUGUUCACAAUGUCAGAUUUUGGAUAAAGAAAUGAUGAGGAUAUUCCAGCAAAUCUCUGUACCUCAUAGAUGUGGCUCAAAGAUAUCCCUUUUUGUCUUAUAGGCAGCUCUCAGUUAAUGGUUCCCUCUUUAUAUCUUGUAGGCAGCUGUCAGUUAAUGGUGCCCUCUUUAUAUCUUGUAGGCAGCUGUCAGUUAAUUGUUCCCUCUUUAUAUCUUGUAGGCAGCUGUCAGUUAAUGGUUCCCUCUUUAUAUCUUGUAGGCAGCUGUCAGUUAAUUGUUCCCUCUUUAUAUCUUGUAGGCAGCUGUCAGUUAAUUGUUCCCUCUUUAUAUCUUGUAGGCAGCUGUCAGUUAAUUGUUCCCUCUUUAUAUCUUGUAGGCAGCUGUCAGUUAAUUGUUCCCUCUUUAUAUCUUGCAGGUAACUGUGGAGGCAACGCUGGAGCAUCCUUUCUUUGUGUUUGGCCAGGGCUGGUCAUCCUGUUCGGUAACCCGAACACUUGCCCGCUACGGACUUGACUGUCAGAAGCUGAAUGUUGGUGACGUCUGUAUUUCUCUGACACACAAGGAUGUCAACCUGAAGGCAGCUGAGAUCAGCCAGCAGCAGCAGCAGGAACAGAGUUAUAUCGCUGACCAGAGCGGACCAACGGCUGCACACUCCGCCCCAAUUCCCAUGUCGGCGACCUCAGCCUCCUCAUCGAUCUUAACCUCUCAGUCCUCUAACAUUUCCUCCGGUACCUCCUCAAUGGUUUCGUCAUCUCUUAAAGUGGACAGUGUGGAUAAAAAAUUUCUGCCGCCACAUCACUCAUCUGGGUCGUCAUCUAACAAAAGACGGCUUUCCCAGACUGAGCUGCCGCCCCCUCAGUCUAACAUAGUUCCUGUUAAAAAGGAAAGUAACAAUAACAGCCUCUGCUCUCGGAGGAGAGGGUCAGCGCUCAGACAAGGGGAGGGUGAGGUAAAGGAGGAAGAGGAGCCGGAGGAUGAAGAUGAGGAUUCCACCUCCUUGCUGCGGCAGAGGCGGUGGUCUGCACCUGACCCGGUGACUGUGAAAGCUGAUCAGGAAAGAGAGCGAGAGAGGCAGAUGUUGGCCAAUGAAGCUCAAAAGGCAGAGGAGUCUUUGCUUGGUGGCGGUGGUGACAACAAUGGACAUCACUGACCACCUGAUGGCUAGCCAUAGAUGUCAAAAACAAAAGACCGGAUGAAUUCUCUUGGACCGUUACGUCUCAAAUUUAUUAAACCUUCAUGUGAGCUGUCAUGGUUAGGAUAACGGGAGCCGUCAUGGUCGGGAUAACGGGAGCCAUCAUGGUCGGGAUAACCUAGUGUUGAGAAAUAUCAAGGAUGUGAGAGUAAACUGGACAGCCGAUAUGUUCUGUGUAUAAUUGUAUAAAUAAAAAACUAAAGCAAUGAUAGCAUUAGUGAACAGCUUGGAGAGGUGCAAAGGUUUCUGGCAAAUCCAAGGAUAUUCUGAAUCAGGCAGCCAAGCUGCAGAAUAUAAUAGUAGUGGGCUACGAUUUCACAGUAAUAUCAGACAUGGUCAGUUCUAUUAGACAGUAAGCUCUGGCUUGAGACAAGGUGCUGUUGUGAAGAACUAUUAUAAUUAAAAGAAACGAAGCCAAUAAAAAAUUUAGUGUGAAGUCAAAUAUAUUUAUAAAUUUUAAACUGCUAAAUCUGUAGUUGGAAUGGAAAUACUUUAACAGCUUAAGAAAUGAUCUUACAUACAGAUUUGAACCCAGUACAACAAUGCAUGUAACUGCUAGGGAAAUUGGGUCUCUUGGGGUGAAUCAGUGUCUUUAGGGGUGCUGGUGAAAGUGUCUUUAGGGGUGCUGGUGAAUCAGUGUCUUUAGGGGUGCUGGUGAAUCAGUGUCUUUAGGGGUGCUGGUGAAUCAGUGUCUUUAGGGGUGCUGG